Molecule: messenger RNA, 858 nt
Organism: Pyricularia pennisetigena
Lineage: Eukaryota; Fungi; Ascomycota; Sordariomycetes; Magnaporthales; Pyriculariaceae
Exons: 1
Coding region: 1-858 (285 amino acids)
Source: RefSeq, a predicted model, not a curated record
AUGUCAUCACACAGCCCCCGAGGCCGUCGCCGACGGGAUAGCUACGAUGACUACAACUACAGAAGCCAAUAUAGUCGAAACCCACCUCCCCAAUACCAAAAAGACGACCGAUACCCAGCCUACGACCGCGGCCGCCAGUGGUACGACGACAACUACGCCUACCGUCACGAGUCCUACGACAACGACCGCAACAGCAAGCAGACGACCAAGCAGGCCGAGAGGCGCAAGCCCAGAAACAGCUCCCUCAAGGAGGUGACCAGCAGGAUCAAGGACCUGGUCGUGCGCUCGACGUCGCGCAAGCGGGAGUCCUCUCCGGACGCCAAAAGCGACGUGACCGCGGCGUCGAGCCAUACCCGCGCCGCCCAGAGAAGCCUGAGCCUGGCCGACUCGAGCCGCCGUCACAGUCUCAGCCGCAGUCGGAGCCGCAGCAGGAGCGUGGGCAGUCACGCCAGCUCGGUGCACACACGCGCCACCACAAAGAGCCGUGGGGCAAAGACGUCGGGGGCCAAGAGCGAGCGCGGCGGCGACAAGACCAGAAAGCGAGACAAGAGCAGUCACGGGCGGGAGCUUGACCACAGCGAGAGGAUCAAGCAGGCGCUGCUGGCGGGGCUGGCCGCGGGGGCAGUGGAAGCGAUCCGUGUGCGGAACGAGCCGGGGCCGUGGAGGGGCCCAAAGGGGAAGAGGGUCGUGACGGCGGCGUUUUCGGCGGCGGCGAUCGAAGCGGCGAUAGAUAAGCAUCCUGAUCACAACCCCAACAAGAAGGCUGUGAUCGCGAGACUCGGUGGACUGGUGAUGAGUCGGCUGAUCAACGGGCCGACGGAGAAGAAACGAAAGGGGAGGUCCGGGAGGAGAAGAUGA